Molecule: messenger RNA, 3068 nt
Organism: Maylandia zebra (zebra mbuna)
Lineage: Eukaryota; Metazoa; Chordata; Actinopteri; Cichliformes; Cichlidae
Source: RefSeq, a predicted model, not a curated record
GUCAGCACAGAGGUAACGGUAGACAAAGGAAGAGAAGAGUGCACAGUAGAGGCACCACAUGCAUCCAUCGCCCUGAUUCUAUUACACGCAGCAAAAAUGGAGCUCCAGGUUUGUCACUCCUGCGGAUGGUCCAAAGUGACAACUUACCAGGGCCUGAGAAUUCACCAGGGGAAGAUGGGAUGCACCCCGAAGGGUGUGAGGGUUUCAGACCCUCCACAGCAUUACACACAGAGCUAUGUGGGACACACAAAAACUCAAAUGGACCUCAGGCUAGAUGUCUGCACCUCUUUCAAGAUUGAAACAACAGAAUAUUCAAACCUGAGCCUCCAGGUUUGUCACUGCGGAUGGAAUAAAGUUACAACUUACCAGGGAUUAAGAAUUCACCAGGGGAAGAUGGGAUGCACACCAAAGGGAGUGAGGAUCCCCCAAAAGGAGCAGUACAAAUGCAAAAAUCAGUGGGAGGAGGACACGGAAUACUGGAAACCAGCUAAGAAGGCGACUGUAAAGGAAGAGAAUUUUCCAGAGUCACCAAGCGUGUACGGCUAUGCCAACUCUGGAGCAACGGCCAUAUUCAAGGAAGAAUACAAACUGACAGCUUCUGCAUAUACACAGCACUACUCCCAAAGAGCCAGAAAGUCGCAGCAUCAGCUGCAGGAACACUCCACCCUUCCACAGGUGAGCAGGCCUGCCAGGGAGCCUUCAGCACUACCAUACCCAGGAAAUGUAGUCAGGCCUAAGGAGAAAAAAGUAAAGCAGAAAACAUUAUCACAGAUAGAAAACAGCAGCACGAUGGUAGAAUACCUGAGUGUUGACCUCUGUAGAGACUAUGCAACAACAGCAACCAAAAUCAAGCAGGAGCCCAAAUCACCACUUCACACAACUCCACAGCCAUCUUUCCAAAGAGCCAGCCGUCGCCUGCUGCAGGAGUUCCCCCCUGGUUUAGAGGUACAAAGAUCCUUGCCUCCAACUCCUCCACCACGGGAACAAACAGUGCUGCCUAUGAAAAAAGACAGCAGGGAGCAAACACAGAUAAACAGACCUGCCAGGCAGCCUUCAGCACCAUCAUACCCAGGAAACAUAGUCAGGCCUAAGAAGAAAAAAGUGAAGCAGCAAACAUUUUCACAGACAGAAGACAGUAGAGAAGUGGCAGGAUAUCUGAGCAUUGACUGCUGUGCAGACUAUCCAACAACAACAACCAAAAUCAAGGAGGAGCCCAAGUCACCACUAGCAACCCCACAACCAUCUUUCCAAAGAGCCACCAGCGGUCAGCAGCAGGAGGUUCCCCUGGAAGCAGCAGUGAUGCUCAAAAAUCAAGAGAGGAAGGAUCAAACACAGAAUUCACCAGGACCAGCAAAGACAAGCAGCAGUAACAGCUCUGCAGCAACGUUCAGAGAGGAUGAAUACGAAUCAGCAGCUUCUGCACAACGCUCCACCCAAAGAGCCAAUAACUCAAAGUCAGACCAUCAACUUUACGAGUUCCCCACCCUUCCACAGGUGACUGCACCUGCCAGGGAGCCUUCAGCACCACCAUACCCAGGAAAUGUAAUCCAAUCUAAGGAGGAACAAAUAAAGCAACAACCAUUAUCACAUGCAGUAGACAGUAGUGCAAUGACAGGAUAUAUAAACAUUGACCCAUCUGCAGACUAUGCAACACCAGCAGCCAAAAUCAAGGAGAAGCCAAAAUCACCACCCCCAACCUCACAACCAUCUUUCCAAAGAGCCACCAGUGACCAGCAGCAGGAAUUCUCCACAGGUUUGAAGGUUAGAAGAUCUGUCGGAGAACCUCAAAGUACUCGAGAACCGGAAACAGCAGAGCUGCUAGAAAAGAAAGAGACGAAGGAUCAGAGACAGAUGAUGAGUCCAGCAACCACAAACCCAGCACCAGCAGGCCAAGCUGAGGAAAAUCACACACAGAAUCCAACAUUUUCACAGGCAAGCAAAUCAGCCAGAGACCACCCGACAGCACCACCUCCGGUCCCGCCGAAGAAGAAGCAUUCGGCUUUAUUCAAGGAAAGGCUGGAGAGGUUCAAAGCUGAAUUACAGCCAAAACUUCAGAUGACAGAGGGGAAGAACUGUGAAGUCAGAGCCUGCAGACCAGAGAACGUUUCAGAUGUAAUGAGUGCAAACACACAAACAAGUCCUGCAGCAGCGGACGUCUCACUGAAGGACAAUCCAACACAGUUGGAUCGCGCUGCAGAGGCUGAACUCUCCACUGGUGUGAAGGUGAAGGAACUCGCCCGCAUGUUUUCAGCCAAGGAAACGCUGAUUUCAACAAAGGAGAAACACGGAGCCAACCAAAAACCAUCUCAGGUGAAACUGCUGGCUCAAAGGUUUUCAGUCAUUUCUGCCCAGGAAACAGCAGCCAAAGCAAAGGAGGAGCACGGGGAGGAGCAGAAACCCACACAGAUGGUGACAGAUUCAAAAAGCAAUCCCAUUGAAAUCAAUUCUGCAGCAGCGAAAGCAUCACUAACAGCAGAGAAGGAUCCCAAAUUAUCGUGUGAAAAUGCACCACUCUCAGAUUUCUCCUCUGGUUUGAAGGUGAAGGAUCUGGCCCGGAUGUUUUCAGCCAAUACAACACAGGAGAAAACAAUCGGACUAAAAGAGAAACGGAGAGAAGAACAGAAACCUGCAAACGGGGUGAAGCUGCUUAUCCAGAAGCUUUCAGCCAGGGAAACUAAAGAUCAUCAAAAAGAGAAAGACCCAGACAUGAAGGAUCGAAACCACUCAAAGUGGAUAUAAUGCUGGAUCCGGGCACAGGGAAGCAAGUGAGAGCCAGAGAAGAGAAGCAGAAAGCUCCAGAGGCUUAGAUGUAAUUCAGCAAUCUGCUUGGGCUCAGCUGCCUGAUCCAUGGGAAAUCUUACUGGGAGGUGGAGGUUAGCAACACGAGCAUCUGGGUGUAAUAAAAGCCAGCACAAGCCAUAAGGAGAACCUCUCACAAAACCCCAAAAAUGAUUCCUGGGUGAUCGCACAAAGAUGACAAAGUCUGCACAGUCCUCACAGAACCACCUGCUUCCUUUGCCCAAAGGAAAACCUCACAAACGUUGGAGUUUUUUUGAGUUACGAGGAAG